CUCUCUCUUUCUCUCUCUCUCUCUCUCAGUCUGUCUCUCCCUCCCUCUCUCUUUUCUUCGCUGACAGUGUGAUCAAUGCCUUGACUUCCUCCUUUGGCACGGCCGUGCGCUGGAACACAGAAAUUGACCGCUGCCUGUCAGUUUCCCAGCAUUCGCAUUAGAAGCAGUAGAGCAGGCGCACUGGAUUCUAGCUGCUCCGGCACUCAGCCAACAAGAUGAGUACAGGGGAUGUUGUGUGCACCGGCUGGCUCAUCAAAUCUCCCCCUGAGAAGAAGCUGAAGAGAUAUGCCUGGAGGAAGCGCUGGUUCGUGCUGCGGAGGGGUCGCAUGAGCGGGGACCCCGACGUGCUGGAGUACUACCGCAGCAAGAGCUCCAAAAAGCCCAUCCGCACCAUCGACCUGAAGGAGUGCGAGGUUCAAAUGCACACGGAGGUGCGGCUCGUCAGGCGCGAGUUCCAGAACCAGCACCUCUUCGUGGUCAAGACCUCCUCUCGAGUCUUCUAUCUCGUGGCCAAGACCGAGGAGGAGAUGAACAGCUGGGUGCACAGCAUCGGGCAGAUCUGUCACUUCGGACCUCUGGACGAUGAGACAGAGUCUGUGGACAGCUUUUUUCACACCCCCCCGUCUCCGCCCGUCUCCCCACGUAACUCUCGCGUCGCCAGCCAAGACCUCACGCCCGAUGGCAACACUACGGAGGAGAGUCGCAGCGCGUCCGAAUCCAGCCUGCCCUUGGACUACCUCUUCCUGUCACAGUGCGAAACGGGAAAGGUCAGCGCGACCAGAUGCAACAGCUGUUCAAACUCAGAGCGGUCCCUGGAGCAGACUUCUGCCGAGUACACCCCUGAGGACGCGUUCCCCUCCCCGCUCUGCGCCAACCCCGUCUUCUCCCCUUUCCUCAUUCCCGGGGUGACGGACCCCCCCCUGAGCGCCCCCUGCGCCUCCACCCCCCUGGAGAGGCCGUGCGGCUUCUCCUCCUCGGCCUCCUCCCCGCACGGCCCCCGCCCCGCCGCCAACGUCUUCCGGUUCGACAGGCUCUCCUCCGCCCCGGUCCCAGAGGGCGGAGCUGACGGGCUCGCACCCCCGCCCCGGCCCCCCAAGCCAGGCCGCUUCUCCGAGCGGCGGCCAAACGAAGGGGUGCUCGCGAGCCAGCCCGUGCCCAUCCCCCGGAGGGUCUCGCUCUCAGGCCUCGACCACGUCAGAAGAGGGGAGUUUGAGAGCAGUUCAGGUAGAAGCUGGAACAAAAGGCUCAGUCUUAAUUUGCCUGGGCCGGCCACCGUCCAGAGCCCGAGCUGGACGGACUCCUGCGAGGAGUCCUACGUCCCCAUGAGCUCUGGGGCCCCGACUCCCGCCCCUUCCCCGGAGGCCACGCCUGACGGGUACAUCCCCAUGAGCCCCAUCUCCGCUAAGCUCCUCCUUUCCGACGCCGCCGAGGCAGCCCCGCCCCCCGCCCCGCCGCGCGGCCUGUCCGUCGACCUGGAGCCGCCGCCGGUGAACCGGGAUCUCAAGCCUCGACGGAGAGCUCGGCCUCCACCGCUCGACUUGAGGGGUUUGUCCACGAUCCGGGAAUGCCCCACCCACCUACCCCUGUCAAGGACCUUUACGGAACCCUGCAGAGCGAGUCCAUGUUUCCCGCUGGACAGAAGACGUACAUUGGGAGGCUUUCCAGCAGAUCAGGAUGACGGCAGCAUUCUAAUAGAAUCCAGGCAGCUGGUCGUGAACGGUAGCCCCGCCUUUCCCUGGCUCCGGAGAUCGAACCUCGACUACCUUUCGCUGGACUUCAACUCCGCGUCCCCCUCGCCCGUGCAGAAGAAGGCAUUCCUCAGCGAUGAACACCGAGUGGACUAUGUGCAAGUGGACCAGAGGAAGACUCAGGCUCUGCAGAACACUAAGAUGGAGUGGACAGAUGUGCGUCAAUCCAAAGUGUAGAGCAUGCUGGGACACAUAUCACCGACCCCAAACAGCACAGCCCACCGCGAACCACCAGCAUAUGACUGUAUUUCUGCACUCUAUGGGAGUGAUAACUCAUUCAUUCUUUAAUAUGGUAGAAAUGAUUCUGUACUAGACAGCAAGUGUCACACCGCCCAGGAAAGAUAUAUAUGAACUAUGAAUUUUAAUUCAAUUGAAACUACAUUACACCAAAAGUCAUACCACUGAAAUGGCACGAACAUUGUGUCAGAUGCAUUAAAAAACAUUUUUAAUGAAAUAUUGUAGCCAGGGAUGGUUACUGUAAAUGCAUUUUGAUGACUAAAAAUUGCACUGUUGUCAGGAUAAUUUUACAUUUAUGCAAAUGCAGUGUGAGGAUGUCACAUUUCUGAUUCAUUUCAUAAUGAAGUAUGCUUUGUGUUUACUGCGAUGUAUAAUUUCUUUGUGCAAAACAGCCAUUUUUAGGAACUGUAAAUCUGAAUGAAUCCUUGGCAUUAAUUGUUUCUGAGAAUCAGAGAGACGGGAGAAUCUGAGCUUUGGCCAAAUCCAUCUGCAGCUCAGCUGGUGCUCUUUCAGCGUCGCUCGAUAUAACGCAGUCUCCUUUAUGCCUCCGUGGGCAGGGCGCUGCCAGAAAUUAAAAGAUUAGAUUAAUGUGCUUAACUGUG
This is a messenger RNA of Anguilla anguilla (European eel), 2587 nucleotides long. It is a transcript of the gene gab3, whose product is annotated as GRB2 associated binding protein 3. Bases 216 to 1925 code for a protein of 569 amino acids. NCBI's taxonomy places the organism in Eukaryota, Metazoa, Chordata, Actinopteri, Anguilliformes, Anguillidae. The transcript is spliced from 10 exons. The record is from RefSeq and is a predicted model, not a curated record.